Bactrocera oleae (olive fruit fly) is the source of this 1786-nucleotide messenger RNA. RefSeq names its product solute carrier family 2, facilitated glucose transporter member 1. Gene Ontology annotation, biological process: monosaccharide transmembrane transport. The record is from RefSeq and is a predicted model, not a curated record. Gene Ontology annotation, molecular function: hexose transmembrane transporter activity. Gene Ontology annotation, cellular component: membrane. Lineage: Eukaryota; Metazoa; Arthropoda; Insecta; Diptera; Tephritidae.
CGGUUACGCCCGAACUUAGCCCUACCAUACUUGUUAUAUUUCUGUUUUGUAAUGAACGUAGCCUGUAGUCGUUUUGAUGACUUGUAAUAUUGACGGAAAUAAUUUUAUUAAAAAAAACAAAUCAAAUAAAAUACAAUUCCUUUGAAGAUACAAUUAGACAAGAUAAUUUUAAUUCUCACGAGAUGCCUAUCGAUCCAAAACGAGUUGGGUGGACGCCAAUGCUGAUACUGAUUUGUGUUGGGACCACCAUCGGCGCUGUUAUACCCAUUGGCUAUGCACUGGGGGUUAUGAAUACACCUGCUGAGAUCAUAAAAGAAUGGACUGUCUCUAGUGUUUCCAGUACAUACAGCGUUAAACUCAACGCAACGAAGGCGGACAUACUUUGGGCUAGCAUAGUGUCCAUUUUUCAGGUUGGCGGUAUUUUGGGUUCUUUUAUUUCUGGAUCUAUAAGCAACAAAUUUGGAAGAAAAGGUUGCCUUGCAUUCAGCGGUGUUUUGUUAUCUUUUGCUGGACUUUUUUUGUAUUUCAGCCGUAAGGCUCACCUCGUCGAGAUGAUGUUAUUUGGUCGUUUUUUGAUCGGUAUCUCAGCUGCGCUAAUCUAUACCGCACAGCCGAUGUAUUUGCUAGAGUGCGCGCCCAUACAUUUGCGUGGCAGUGCUGGCGUCUUCACACUACUUGGCAUAACGGGCGGCAUUGUUUUUGGACAAAUAUUUAGUUUACAACAAGUGUUUGGCAAUGAGGAGAGUUGGGAAUUGGCCUUAAGCUUCUACUUGAUUUUUGUUCUUAUUGGCUUCUUGCCGGCCUUUUUGUUUCCCGAAUCACCUAGUUGGUUAAUUAAGGUGCGCCAAGACGAAGAUUUGGCCAGGAAGUCUUUGAAAAGUUUACGUGGAAAAAAUGCUGAAGAAACUAUAAAUGCUGAAAUCGCAGAAUUGAAAGCAUCAGCGGCUGCCUCUAGUGAAAUACUUGGAUUUUGGGCGGUGAUGAAAAACUCAGAAUUUUGCUUGCCUGUGCUAAUUGUUAUCUCAUUUACCGCUUGUCAAGCCUUGAGCGGAGUUAAUGGUAUUUUCUUUUACUCAGUAAGAAUCUUUACCAAAUGUGGCUUUUCCGUUGAAAAUGCCACCUGGUUGAAUUUCGGUUCUGGUGUAUUGAAUUUCGUGUUUGCGCUCAUUAGUUUAGUUUUAAUGGAGAAAUUCAAUAGACGUCCCUGUAUGCUUCUCUCAGCGAGUGCUUGUGCUACAUCAUUAAUUGGUUUGGGGUUCGCUUUGAAGUAUAUUGAUUACGUCAGUUGGUUCCCAAUACUUUGCGUUAUUUUAAUGGCUUCCUUCAUAUCAUUUUUCAAUGUGGGCCUAGGGCCAAUACCAUUCUUUAUAGGAACAGAACUUUUUGAAUUACCACCUCGUACUGUGGCCAUGGCUACCGGGAACUUUUCAUGUUGGACCGGUAAUUUCUUGAUCGGUAUGUGUUUCCCUCCUGUAGAGAGUUUAAUUGGUCCAUUUUGCUUCCUACCCUGUGGUGGUGUUUGUAUAUAUUGUUUCUUGCUCACGUGGCGCUAUGUCCCGGAGACACGCGGUUUUGAGCCAUCGGAUGUGAAACCUUUGAUGGCGAAUGGCCUCAAAUCGAAAGUAACCUAAGGUGAGGUGACAGAAAUUGAUUGAAGUCAAGUUUAGUGCUUGGUAAGAUUCUUACUGUUUCUUUAAUCGAAGAAAAAUCGAAUUUUUUUCUCGAAAAUUUAAUAAACGUAUAAACUGUUUUUUUCUAUUGGAAAAAUAUGUUUUAAAAAUAAUAA